Molecule: messenger RNA, 8082 nt
Organism: Oncorhynchus nerka (sockeye salmon)
Lineage: Eukaryota; Metazoa; Chordata; Actinopteri; Salmoniformes; Salmonidae
Product: NMDA receptor synaptonuclear signaling and neuronal migration factor-like
Exons: 16
Coding region: 276-2162 (628 amino acids)
Biological process (GO): positive regulation of neuron migration; regulation of neuronal synaptic plasticity
Cellular component (GO): nucleus; cytoplasm
Source: RefSeq, a predicted model, not a curated record
CCGCGCGCAACGAGCCACCAGUGCAUCUGCUGUUGAAGCGCUCGCAGUCACACACUACAGGCUUUCCAUGUUUAACGUGAGCUUUAUAGAUUGACAUUUAAUGAGUAUGAAAUAACUAAACUGGUUAAAAUACUCAGGGGAAAAGGGGUGUUUUUCCUCCAGGUGCGAUUGUCCGGCUUUUCCUCCGUUUUUUUCUACGGACGUUUCUUCCUUCAUAUCUGAUCGCCCAUCAGUGGAAUGAUCUGGCUUUUAUCUUGUGUCGUUUCCACUUCAGCAUGGGAACUGCCGGGUCCAAAAGGAAGACUUUAAGGACCGAUGCAAUAUCUUCUGUGGCCGCAAAAGUUAGAGCAGCCAGAGCUUUCGGAGAUUACCUGUCUCACACACACCCUGAGAACCGCAACGGAUCAGAUCAGCUUCUAUCUAAUACCUUCAUUGGCCAAGACAAAGACUCCCCUGACGUCAGUCAUCUUCACAACAACAACCUACACCCUCAGAGCCACUGUGGGGCCAAGGCCAGCCAGGACCAGUCCCAGGCCCACAGUCUUCAGUCCCAGCUCAGCACACUGCAUCCCCACCACAGCAGUAUCCAGCCCAGUACCCUGCAGCCAAGCAGUCUGCAGCCCACAGGCCCCUCCAAGCACAGGCUCUCAGCAGGGCUCUCAGCGGAGCGGAGUUUCUCCUCCGAGGAGCAGCAGCCACCUCCCAGGUCCUCUGAGGGGAGCCUGACCAGCCUGAAACCAGCUGCCCAGCGGGUCUACACCAUCACCAGGGAGGGAGGCAUGCUAGGGGGGCGAGGCAGCGAGGAGAAUCUGGAGCUGGAGGUGCUGAAGCAGCCCCUGUCCCCUCCUCCCUCCUCCAACCAGACCUCCUUUUCCAACCAACAACCACCAGGCAGCAAACAUCACCGCGGCAACAUUAGCCAUGGCCCACAGGGCCACAGGCCCAAGUCCCAGCCCCUGCAGAGCUCAGGGAGUGCCCAUAACAUCCGGGACUGGGUGGUGAGGAGGGGGGGCUCGCGGGAGGACUGCACCCCAGACUGUGUCACCUGCAUCAGGGCCCCAUGUCCGAGCCAGCGCUCCCUGGAUCUGGAGACGUCCCCGCGAGACGGAGGAAAACAGAGGAAGAAGCUAGAGAGGAUGUACAGCCAAGACCAAGGCAGAGACAGACGAGGCUCUGCUGAGGAGAGAGAGGACAACCCUAAUAGCUGGUUCCCCAAAGAGAACAUGUUCAGCUUCCAGACGGCUACCACAACAAUGCAGGCAAUAUCGGCAUUCCGGGGCAUUGCUGAGAGAAAGAGGAGGAAAAGGGAACAAGAGGCAACCGCUCCAGUAACCGAGACUGAGAGAAACUUCCGGAAGCACCUGAGAAUGGUGGGCAGCCGCAGAAUGAAGGCUCAGACAUAUGCUGACCGCCGAGCCAAGAGUUUCAACCGCUCCUGGAGUGACCCCAUCCCCAUGAAGCCUGACUCUUUCCAUGGCUCUAGAGACAGUGGGGACUUGCAGUCCUCCUCAGGGGCUCUAGAUGAAGGAUCACAGGAGGAUGCAGACUGGGAGGAGGAGAGAGAGAUGGAGAGAGCAGCCUGUGAGGGAGAGGACUUCAUCCCACCCAAAAUCAUGCUGAUAUCCUCCAAGGUCCCGAAGGCUGAAUAUGUUCCUAACAUCAUCCGUAGGGACGAUCCGUCCGUCAUCCCCAUCCUUUAUGAUCAUGAACAUGCCACAUUCGAUGACAUCAUUGAGGAGAUAGAGAAGAAGCUGACGGCCUAUAGGAAAGGCUGUAAGAUCUGGAACAUGCUCAUCUUCUGUCAGGGAGGUCCGGGGCAUCUGUACCUGCUCAAGAACAAAGUGGCCACAUUUGCCAAAGUGGAGAAGGAGGAGGAUAUGAUCCAGUUUUGGAAGAAGUUGAGUCAGUUUAUGAGCAAGCUGAAUCCUGAGCCCAACCUCAUUCAUAUAAUGGGCUGCUAUGUUCUGGGGAGCGCCAAUGGAGAAAAGCUAAUCCACAAUCUAAAGAGGCUAAUGAGGCCUCAUGCCAUAGAAUUCAAAUCACCGCUAGAGCUGUCUGCACAGGGCAAGGAGAUGAUCGAGAUGUACUUUGACUUCCGUCUAUUCCGCCUGUGGAAAACCCGCCAGCACUCCAAGAUGCUCGAAUAUGAUGACCUUUUGUGACACUGCUCACCUCUGACCUUUGUCAGCCUAUUGGCUGUGUAUCUCAUCACCGAUAGCCUAUGACGGCUUUCCUUGAGAGGUCCUGGACGGGAGCGCUCUGUUGAAGAGGUGGACGACAGGCUUCAGGUAGUUUUGCUCACUGAAGAGGCUUCAAUCCUCUGCUCUCAGACCAAGUGCAGUAGCAAUUACUGUCAGGAGGUGAACUGUAUAUUUCCCCCCAUCCAUUUUCACUGUCUCAACCAAAUGCCUCUACUGACAGAGAACCGUGAGGGAGAGAAGGUAAAAGAGAGAAGUGGAGAGAUCAUCCUUUAGCCUCUGUGUCAAGAGACACAAAAUAGAGCUAGAUUUGGAUCUCGGGAGCCAAGCAAGUCUUCUUUAAAAUAGUCAUAGAGAGAGAUGCAGCUGCAGGGAAGAGAGAGGCUGUGAAAAGGGAGAAGAGAUGGUGAAAGAUUUUCUCCCUUACCUACAUGUCUGUUGUGUGAACUAGGAGGUACAUGGAUGAAAGCUUUUUUUCUUCAGAAAAGUACGUAGAUCUCCCUUAGGAUGGAAAUGUAUUUAUAAAGUGUGUUGGUUGUUUUCAGAGCUUUAGAGAAUAGAUUACCAUGAUCUAUACAUCUACCACAAAUAGAAGAGAGAGUAUACCAAUAAUUCAAAGUAUCUAUACAUAACACAGCUUUUAUUUUUAACUACCUGUAUUGGUAUUUCUUACGGACUGUUUGAAUUGAAUAACUCAGGGUUACUGCUACCCCUCGUUUAUUACUGGCAACGGAGAUGUCUGUCGGCUACUUCCGAUCCUCUCCACCCAGUCUCUAUGUCAACACAUAGAAUCUGAGAUUUUACAGUAGUUGUCAGGGAAACCAUUUAUGUCUGACUGUGCACAUGUUUGUGCGUGAACGAGGGAGGUUGUUUUAUAGAUACGAUUUUUCAUAGACUAGGUCAAUUGUAGCUUAAGGGCUCAAUUGAAUCCGUAUCGCGCUACAGCGUGAUUUAAAUUUAAAGGCAAUGUUCCCGGGUUCGCAGAGACUGCAUUCACGGCACACGCUGCAUAUGUCAGCUCAAUCGGAAAUUACAUUUACUAUAGCGUUGAACUUCAGCGAUACGGAUUGAAUCGGGCCAUAAUACUCAUUACACAUUCAUUAGUGACACUCUGAACUACAGACACAGGCUUUUCUUUCUUGUAGUUCACACCCAGGGACUGAUACCCUUAUGCUGUGGCCCUUCUGUCUUACUCUGCAUUACAUUGUUAACUAGACAUAACUGUUAUCAUGAGGUUUAUGGAAAGUGGACAAGACCUAGCCUAGAUGACUUGUGUCACAGUGAUUUUGGUAAAAGGUAUUAUCAUUAUAUGUACAGUAGACUUACUCAUAUUUAACUUGUAUUGCUGCUUCAUUUACUCUCUGUCCUGCAUGGGUUUUAUUUCAUGCUUGUAUGAUGUAUUCCCCAGGCGCAAUAGCACAAACCAAAAUGACUGGAAUCAUAUCUACAGAUGUAGUAUCUUAAUUUGAUCACCCUGUUACAGGAAAUUAAAAACCUGUAGUGUAUUUGAGGUUUAAAAAGACUUCCUAAAUCUGUCAUUUCCAUAUUGAAAAUUCAGACUUUAUUUUCCUUACAAAAAAAUCUAUCAACUCCUACAAAAAAUGUCCAUUAAUUAUAAUCCACAUAAUAUUUAAAAUGUCCUGUUGCUCUAGGAUGUAUUUCCUGCUGUAGCAAACUGGUUUAAAGGAAUCCUACAUCUGUAAUACACUGCUCCCUUCCUGUGAAAACACCACGUUUGUUCUGAUCAGAUACACAAAUUGGAUGGUGAUAACUCCUUCUCCUUCCUACCUGAAAACUUUGUAUGUGUCCCAAAUGGCACCCUAUUCUGAUAUCAAACCAACCUCUCAGUAUUAUUGUCAUCCACUUCCUGUGUAUUGUGCUAUUGAGUCUUAACUAAUGGGCUUCCUGUCCAGCCUAUGAUACAAAUCAGCAGUGAUACAGUACAUGUCAUGUACACACGCAGGCCAGUUCUGUGGAGCCUGUAAUGAUUACUUUCCAACCUUUGCUUGUGCUCAGGUGGCAGAAUAACACAAUUUAAGGAAGAUUUUCAAAUUUCCUCGUUAAACUGUUCCACCAGAGCAAAUAAGCUAAAUGUGUUUGCUGCUCCUCGUGUGUGUGUGUGUGUGUGUGUGUGUGUGUGUGUGUGUGUGUGUGUGUGUGUGUGUGUGUGUGUGUGUGUGUGUGUGUGUGUGUGUGUGUGUGUGUGUGUGUGUGUGUGUGUGUGUGUGUGUGUGUGUGUGUGUGUGUGUGUGUGUGUGUGUGCGUGCAUGCUAACGUGUGAGUGUGUGUUUCUCAGAAACAUAGCGGGUUGUGGCACUGAGCUGUGGAUCCGUGUGGACAUGCUGAAUACGGAGAGAAAGAAAAGAGAGAGGCACUUUUCUUCAUAUUCCUUAACCACUUUUGCUUGUAUUCAUUAAUGAUGGUACAUAGUGUACACUUCUAAUAACUCUCUGUUCACCUUCCUAGAAUGAGGGAUGCACACCAUGUGUUUUACUCACUGGUGAAGUCGUUUUAACAUGGGGUAUUGUAUAUCUACUCACUUCUCUGUUUGAUGUGUACCUUUACAAAACUGUUCAUUUGUGUUGUGUGACACACCAAGGAUACAACCCCUAUAUCCUGUAGCAAUAGACUUUUUAAUAUUUCCUAUACUGUUAUUAGAAAAUGUGUUUUUGCAUUGUUUUGGUCCCAACUGGACACUGUCCCUACGGUACAGCAAUCUCCAACAUUACUCACUUUGAUAUUGAAGUAGAGAGAGUUGCAGAGAGAGAGAGUGAGGCAGUGACAUAUACAGCGUAGCUUUACCUUAAACACAUUUGAUAUGUGCGGUACAGUGCUAUAGUAGAUGAGCAUGUGUGUAUCUUGCUCAGCUGGCCUUCCCCUUCCUCCUCUCCUCAGUCUUCACUGGUACCUGUCUUUAAGGCAGACCCAGGGACAGAUUAGGUUUAAGAAUUACCAAUAUAUUAAUUGUAACUGUAUCAAAAGACAUCCAAUGGGAAAUAUUUGAUGCCUCUGUUUUAACACAAAUAGGAUUGUAAUGGGAAAUGGAAAUACAGUUAAUUGAGUACAAUGAAUGAAUUGAGAACAGUGAAACACAGUAAAUGAAAUCCGUUUGAAUGAAUCAUUGAUGUAUGGUUAUGCUUUAAGAUAUGGUUUAUAUAUAAUAUGUGGGAUGUGUCCCAAAUGGUAUAUGGACUCCAGGAAAGCUAAGAAGAGUACUUUACUGUAUGAAGGCUAUCGCAAUCUCUUUUGUGAGUUGGCACACUAGAAGUGAUUUGUGAUGGUAGUUAAGAUGUCAGGCAUGGAUAGAUAUUAGAACGUUACAAUUGCAACAAAAGAGACAUGAAGGAGAAGUUUUGUCUUUUUCAGAUGAGAGCUAGUGUCUGUGUCCCAAAUGGCAACCUAUUCCCUAUUUAGUGCACUACUUUUGACCAGUAGGGAAUGCAGUCAGUGUAAUGUAUUAUACUGGAGCCAGACCCAGCAGCGCGUGCACUGACUGCUCAUCGUGGUUUGACUUCUCAUCCUGGCCAAUGAAACAGCCAUUUCCAUUUCUCUAGGGAGCAAUAUAAUUACACAAAUCAAGACAUCCGUCUUCAAUGCCUCACAAGUUCUAUUAAUACAGAAUGAAACCUUCUGUCAUCACCAAUAAUAAAGUAAAACAUAUCCAUGAACUUACAUCCUAUUUUUAAUUGAUGAGUUUAUCCCACAUUGAUUCUGCUGCCACUAUAUCCAGAGAGAUUAUAUGCAUCCCAAAUAGCACAACAUUCCCUAUAUAGUGCAUGACUUUUGACCAGUGCCCUAUGGGGAAAAGGGUGUGAUUUGGGACUCAGCCGUUGCUUGGUUCUCUGCUCUCUGCACUCUGCUCUGUGUUGGGGAAGCUGAUUUGAGUUUUGAUGAUUGAUUGAUGGAGCUCUGAUUGCUCUGACGCCUCAUGUUGGGAAGUGAUUGUAUUUUGGGAUGAGGGGGGGGGGGGGGGGGGGCGCUCAACGAUCUCAUAUUGUCUGUCUUAUUGAACUUCCUUCAAAGUCAUGCAUUUUCAGUAGAUCUGUGUAGCAUCCUACAAUUCAAAGAUCUUAGCAGGAUCUUAGCAGUGAUAACUAUUACUACUGUAAAUCUUUAGUCAGGUUGAAUCUCCAAAUGUCUUGAUAAAAGUAUUGUUUAAUAUGAUAAUUAUCAUAGUGAUAAUGAUUGAUGUCUCUGGGGAUUUUGAUACUAGGAUACUAAAGGAAAUACACUGGGUAGUGUACUUUUAGCCGUACAGUGCAUUCGGAAAAUAUUCAGACCUCUUGACUUUUUCCACAUGUUGUACAGCUUUAUUCUAAUUUAUAUAUAUAUAUAUAAAAAUAAUUUAGCAGUCUAAUCACAAUACCCCAUAAUGACAAAUCAAAAGUAGGUUUUUAUAAUACAGAAAUACCUUAUUUACAUAAGUAUUCAGAACCUUUGCUAUGAGAGUCGAAAUUAAGCUCAGGUGCAUCCUGUUUCCAUUGAUCAUCCCUGAGAUGUUUCUACAACUUGAUUGGAGUCCACCUGUCUAAGGUCCCACAGUUGACAGUGCAUGUCAAAGCAAAACCCAUGCCACGAGGUCGAAGGGAUUGUCUGUAGAGCUCCAAGACAGGACUUUGUCGAGGCACAGAUCUGGCGAAGGGUACCAAAAAUAUCUGCAGCAUUGAAGGUACCCAAGAACACAGUGGCCUCCAUGAUUCUUAAAUGGAAGAUGUUUGGAACCACCAAGACUCUUCCUAGAGCUGACCACCCAACCAAACUGAGCAUUCGGGGGAGAAGGGCCUUGGUCAGGGAGGUGACCAAGAACCCGAUGGUCACUCUGACAGAGCUCUAGAGUUCCCCUGUGGAGAUGGUUGUCCUUCUAGAAGGUUCUCCCAUCUCUGCAGCACUCCACCAAUUAGGCCUUUAUGGUAGAAUGGCCAGAUGGAAGCCACUCCUCAGUAAAAGGCACAUGAUAGCCUGCUUGGAGUUUGCGAAAAGGCACCUAAAGAAUCUCAGACCAGGAGAAACAAGAUUCACUGGUCUGAUGAAACAAAGAUUGAACUCUUUGGUCUGAAUGCCAAGCGUCACGUCUGGAGGACGGACACCUGGCACCAUCCCUACGGUGAAGCAUGGUAGUGGCAGCUUAAUGUUUUUCAGCGACAGGGACUGGGAGACUAGUCAGGAUCAAGGCAAAGAUGAGAUCCUUGAUGAAAACCUGCUCCAGAGCGCUCAGGAUCUCCGACUGGGGCGACAGUUCACCUUCCAACAGGACAAUGACCCUAAGCACACAGUCAAGACAAUGCAGGAGUGGCUUCAGAAGAGCCCGGACUUGAACCCGAUUGAGCAUCUCUGGAGAGACCUGAAAAUAGUUGUGCAGCAACGCUCCCCAUCCAACCUGACAGAGCUUCAGAGGAUCUGCAGAGAAGAAUGGAGAAACUCCCCAAAUACAGGUGUGCCAAGCCUGUAGCAUCACACCCAAGAAGACUCGAUGCUGUAACCGCUGCCAAAGGUGCUUCAACAAAGUACUGAGUAAAGGGUCUAAAACAUAUGUAAAUAUGAUAUUUCAGUUUUUUAUUUCUAAUUAAUUAGAAAAUGUCAAACUGUUUUUUCUUUGUCAUUAUGGGGUUUUGUGUGUACGUUGAUUAGAAAAACAACAACAAUUUAAUCAAUUUUAGAAUUAAGGCUGUAAUGUAACAAAAUGUGGAAAAAGUCAAGGGGUCUGACUACUUUUCCUGAAGGCACUGUAUAUCAUGAGAAUUUAGUAGAAUUUUUUUCCCUUGCUGUAACUGAACUAACAUUACAAGCAGUACAGUAUGUUUCACAUUGUACAACAAUGGUACUAACCAGUAUAAAUGUUUUCAAAGUGUUUUUUUCCCCCAGUAAAAAAAAUCUCUAAUUAUAA